Molecule: messenger RNA, 1365 nt
Organism: Clonostachys rhizophaga
Lineage: Eukaryota; Fungi; Ascomycota; Sordariomycetes; Hypocreales; Bionectriaceae
Source: the annotation of a GenBank genome assembly
AUGGACGAAUUGGCAAAUCUCGAUGAACUUCCAUCCGAAAUCAAGUCCAUGAUUAUCAAUGGCUGUGACAAAGACGAUCCCCAAGCCUUGCUUCUUACCAGCACACGUCUCAAAGGUGUCGUGGAGCGCAAGCUGUAUGAAGAAAUCACUCUCGAUGAGACGCAGUCCAAGGGCGAUGCCGUCAUGGCCAUAGCGGACAGCCCCCGUGCCGGUCUUGUCCGUACUAUUAUCUACGCCCCCCACGACCCUCAACCCAUGCAGUCCGACGAUCAUGAUGCUGAGAUCGAGUUGAGCGAGGCUACUGUUGAGGUUCUCCGCUCUCUACACAAAUUCCCGGCCUUAGAAACCUUUCGCUUUCGUUGUGAUAUCGGAGGGUGGGACUACAACAACUGGCCUCACGGGGCAUAUCACUUCUGGAUGCAUACCCGGGAAAUGGCAGAAGGGGCACUGGCGGCCGAAUCAGAGGAGCCUUGCAGGAGGCUACUGAAUGGGAGCCUUGUUGCCCUGUGUGAGAGUGCGGGGGCUUUCAAGGCGCUGGAGUUGUAUAAUCUGCCUCCGAUUCCCACCCAAGAAGGGUCCUACUCAGUGUUUCGAAUGGGUAAAUGGCUGGCCCUGGUGCGAGGUCUGAAAUCAUUUGACUUGCAACUCGCCGGCUGCGAGGGUGGAGGUGCACUCAACAUGACGUGUGCUCACCAAGAGUAUAUUGCCGAUUUCGUGGAUCAUACGAUCAGAAAUCUAACCAGCGUGGAGCGCCUACGCCUGGCUGGUGACCCGGAGGGCACGAUUGGGCACUAUGAUGAACAGGAGAGUUUUGACUGGACGGUACUGGACCUUCCUUGCCUGAAGGAGUUUGAACUGAAGUGGUCGAGCUUUGAAUCUGGGUUGCCUCAGUUUCUCGCCAAGCAUGCCAAACGGUCUCUAGAGGAGAUUCAUCUCCGUCGGUGUUUCGCGAUGGGCUUGGAUGCUUGGGAGCAGAUUCUGAAGGGAAUUCAAGAUUCUCAGCCCCCGAAGCUCGUCAAGGUGAGAAUCGAGCCGUACCCGGUGCUCAAGAGUACAGCAUUCGGGGGCAGCGAGAACUACGACGACUUGCCGCCGCGGUUUGUGGAAAAAUGGGAACGAGGAGAGGUGACGUUCGACGUAGAGCUUGAUCGGCGGUUCAGGCGGUUCGUCAUCGCGGAAACCUGCGAGAGCUACGGGGCUCUCCAAAUAAAGGACGACGACUACGAUUCGGGUCUGGAGGGUGAGGAAUUUGAGGAUCAGAUGGAGGAGUUUGGGUCGGACCUUGAUGAGGCCAAGCUGGAUGGCGAUUGGAAGGCGGUGCAGGACAUCUGCGCAAGAAACAGCAUCAAGGCUGCAAAGGCGUAG